GUUUGUUUUUCUGCUGAUGCUGCCGUCUGGCUGGGCCAACGUGACGUAUGCGCAAUUUAAUUUAACGCUCUACAAGCAAAUGCCGCCCUUGCACCAGCUGGAUGACUACGAUCUGUGCCUGGGGCACAGCACCUACUGCCUGGUCUACGCGGAGCUGGUGCCCAAUGGCAGCUCCACGCUCUGGCAGCAGAUCGAGCAGCUGUCCCGGGACGAGAAACAUCGCUUUAGGCACGAUCAUCUGUUUGUCGGCGUCUGCCUUCAGCGCUGCCAGCGCGAACUUCACAGCCUCAGCAGGUUUCAGCUGCAGCAGCUGUACGAGGGCCGCGUCACGGACACGCAGCUGAGCAGCUACUAUGCCCGGGUGCACAAGAGAGCCUCCGAUGAGCGCCUGCGCUACGAUCAUCUGGUCAACAGCUGCCUCAACAAGGAGUUUGCACGCAAAUAUCAAUUGCGACUGCGCAGCAGCAUCGAGUACUGCGAACGGGCAGAUGAGCCGCUGGAUCAUGAUGCACUGGACCUGACCGUAUAUGUGCUGCUCGCUCUGAUCCUGCUGUGCACUGUGUUCUCCUCCUUCUACGACUUUCGCCUGAAGCGGCAGCAGACGCUGCCAGCCAGGGCGCGUGGCAACCUGUUCUAUCGGCAGCCUCUGAGGACGCGUGCUGAAAAAUAUUUGUGCGCCUUUUCGCUGUGCCGCAACUAUUAUCGCCUCGUGCUGCCCUCGAGCAGCGUUUGCGGCAAGGAUUUGCGUUUCUUCGAUGCAUUCCGUGUGAUUGGAGUCUUUGUUGUCGUACUGGGGCACACGCUGAUGAUCUUUAUGUCCGUGCAGCUGCAGAAUCCCGAGUUCUUUGAGCAGUUCCUUUACAGAUUCGAGACCUCGAUAUUCCAGAACGGCAACGUCUUCAUCCAGAUCUUUUUCGUGAUGAGCUCCUUUCUGCUCUACGUGAACUUUACGGAGCGCAAGUGGGUCAGCAGCAGCUCGAGCAUUUUCGACUGCAUCCGGGUCUACUUCAGUGUGUUCCUCAGCAGAUAUUUGAGGAUGUUGCCAUCUCUGGCCCUGAUCAUUCUGUUCAACGGCAGCAUCCUCAGCAGGCUGGGCGAUGGACCCUUCUGGCGACAUCUGACCGAGGCCGAGAGGAUAUUUUGCCGCGAGACCUGGUGGAAGAACAUAAUAUUCAUCAACAACUAUAUGCUGCAGGAGAGUUGUGCCCAGCAGACCUGGUAUAUGGCCGCCGAUAUGCAGCUCUUUGAGCUCUUUCUAAUUGUCAUCAUCGUGACAAAAAAGUAUCCCGACCUGACCCGAUCUAUCUAUAUAUUGCUGAUUAUCUCGAUAUUUGCCGUGCCCGCACUCUUGACCUAUUACCUCAAGCUGGACGCCGUCUACCACAUGAGGCCAGAAACCUAUCGAUAUUUGUACUUUCGUGAUGCGGAGACCUUUUACCAGAUAUAUCCGCCCUUCUAUACCAAUCUGGGCGGCUAUUUGAUGGGCUUUCUCUGCGGUCAGCUUUAUCUCAAGCAGCGCUCCAGGCCGGAUUCGGGCAGCUUUAAGGUCAAAUGGCAGCUGGAACUGGGCAUGUGGCUGCUGGUGCCGGCAGCUCUGCUGAUACUCUGCUCGGGCUAUAUAUUUAUCAGGCACGACUUUGAAAAGCCUUCCGUCUGGCUGGCUCUCUAUGCCGGCAUCUAUAAGAAUCUGUGGAUUCUGAUUUGUGCGGCUUUUGUUAGCUGCAUGUGCUACAAAGUGGGCUGGUUGGCCUACGAAUUUUGCUCGCUGCCCAUUUUCCGGCCUUUGGCGCGCAUUUCCUUUCAGGCUUUUCUCUGGCAUGUCUUUGUGCUGCGCCUGGUUGCGGGUUACUUCCGGCAGCCCAUCUAUGUGAACAGCUUCUAUUUGUUUGGAAAUGUGCUGUUGGUUUUUGUGCUCACGCAAAUUAUUGCAUUCUUUGCGGCGCUGUUAUUUGAAUAUCCGCUGGCAGAGCUCUUAAAAUUGCUGACAGUGCAUGAGAAAACGGCUGUUGAGCAAAAAGAGACUACAAACAAUUUAAAUGUAUUUCAAAUUGAGUUUAAUUCCCGUUAAUAUGUGAACAUUUAAACUGAGUUCAAACAAAAUGCUAGUAUUAAGCCGUUAGGGUGACCAACAGUAAGAUAAGGCGUGCCAACCAUUCAGGAUUUGGUAUAUUGUGCGA
Molecule: messenger RNA, 2177 nt
Organism: Drosophila novamexicana
Lineage: Eukaryota; Metazoa; Arthropoda; Insecta; Diptera; Drosophilidae
Product: nose resistant to fluoxetine protein 6
Exons: 10
Coding region: 17-2068 (683 amino acids)
Molecular function (GO): acyltransferase activity, transferring groups other than amino-acyl groups
Source: RefSeq, a predicted model, not a curated record